Messenger RNA from Schistosoma rodhaini, 1305 nucleotides. The record is from the annotation of a GenBank genome assembly. Lineage: Eukaryota; Metazoa; Platyhelminthes; Trematoda; Strigeidida; Schistosomatidae.
AUGGAUACUUCUGGACCUUGCCCUUCUGAUUUCGUCGUUGAACGAUUUAUUGGUCGUGGAUGCUACUCUUUUGUGUAUGAAAUUCGAAAAACAACUGGCUUUGAUAGCGGUUCUAAAUAUGCUUUAAAACGUUUUCUUCUGGAGAGUGACUCCGCAGUUAAAUGCGUUUUGAGAGAAAGACGGAUUUUAGAACGUCUUGCUUUGUGUGAUUUCCAAAGCCCAUUUCUUCCUAUGCUUUGUUACAGUAUGUGGAAAAACUAUUCAUCUGCUUUUGUUCUCCGAGAAGGCUCAGGCUGUGAUCUUUAUGAUCUCCUAUGUCACGUUGGUUGUCUGUCAGAAAACAAUACACGUUUUUAUAUCGCAGAGAUUAUUUGCGGCCUGGAGCAUUUGCAUUCAAUGAGUAUUGUACAUUUGGAUGUCAAACCUGAAAAUAUCCUUUUUUAUCCUGAUGGCCAUGUAUUCGUUUCGGAUUUAGAUCGUUCCUAUGAUAUUUCUCAAAAUAUCAAGCCCACACUAGAUGACUUUACCGGAACUCCUUUAUUCAUGGCUCCGGAGGUCGCUCGAGGUGAAGCCAUAGACACCAGGUCGGAUAUAUGGAGUCUGGGUGUCCUUGUGGCGGAGAUGGUUACUGGUCCUAUCCGACGUGAAGCUGAAAAUACCGCUGAAGAAUUUAAACGAGCUCGUAUGGGUACAUAUUCCAUACGGGGUUUAAAGCGUCUUUCAAAGCCUCUUCAGUCGUUUUUUAGCGCCUGUUUGCAACGUCAGCAUACACAACGUCCUUACCUUAAAGGUGUAAAGGAGCUUCGGUUCUUAAAAUAUGUUGACUGGUGUAAGGCUGGGUCCAGACUUCUUCGUCCUCCAUAUUCGACUUCAGAACUCCGUCACCGAUUGUCAAAAGAAGAUAAGACCUCGGUAUCCUCCACUGAUGUAAAUCUCCUUUCUGGAGCAUUUAAACCUUGGAGACCAGCGAAUUUCAAUUCAAAAAUUUCACAGAGCGCAAACACUGAUGAUUCUGAACCUGGGAAUAUUCCGUCCUCCUUAAAAAAAGCAGGAUACACUGAAGAGAAACUGGACUUACUGUUUAGCUCGUUCAACUUUAUACAUCCGAGUUUACAGGCAUCUGUUGCCAAUACUGACAUUUCAGAUUCUUUAUCAAAACUAACAAUGAAGCUAGAUACACCGACAGAUUGUUCAGUCGAUAACAUCCCAAAUACUAAACAUCCUAAAGGUCUUACUAAUGGUAAUUCUAUGGGGCCCAUGCUUUUCCGAAGACCUAGGUCCAGAGGUACAUCUAUUGGGGAUUGA